AGGGCUUCAGCAUCAUGGGGCUCACACUGUCUACCAGUCUGGUGUCACAAAGGAGCCAAGAUGUUGAGCCUGGCACGCAGCAUUAGAAGGUCCUUCACCACUGACAAUGCUAAAGUCCUGUCUUUAGCAUUAAUAAUCCUCCUCCUGGCCUGUCACUCAGCGUCCCGUUAUUACAGUGACUCUGACUCCUGUCAGUGGCUGUUGUCCACUGGACGCUUCCUGGAGAACAGUGUGUGGCAGCCUGAUGGCUGCAUGAUGCAUAAUUACAGCAGAUGUUUGGGGCAGCAGCCCGGCCAACAAGAACAGCAGGAGGUUGUAGAAUCUGAUGAAGGCCAGCUCUGUGACUGGGAGAGCACUGGACUCACUCAGUACAGUGGUGGAGGUGUGCAUCCCAAACAGACUGGUCAUAAUGGACACCUGCUCCCACCCCCUCCACAGUGUCCUGGCUGCACAGAGGAACAGCAGAGGCAGGGAGGCCAGCACCUGCCUCGGUGGAAAGAAGGUCAUUUUUAUUGGGGACUCACGGAUUUUCAUCUGUUUUUGUCUUUCGUCAAUAUAAUAGCAUCUAAACAUUACAGCGCCCCCUGGAGGCAUGUAGAUCUUUUUUUUACAGACAAAAGCUCUUCAGUUCAAGUGCAUUUUCUGUGGCACCCGCGGACAAAUGACGACAUGAAGAAGCGUCUUAUUUCACUGUUUAAUGCCACAGUAAAGCCUGAUGCCCUGAUCAUUGGAGCUGCUUCGUGGAUCAUCAGAGACUUCCGUGCAAGUGCAAAAGCGCUGCACCAGUACAAAGAAAACCUGACAUCUAUGUCUGCGUCUCUGGAGGGCCUGGCUGAGCAUGGAGAGGUCUACUGGCACAUUCAAGAAUUCAAUAUCAAGCGGCACUACCAGACGAAACAUGCUAACUACGACAAGCUAACUGGGUGCGAACGCCGUGAAAAAUUAAAGCAACUUGAGGCUGUGUUAGCAGCACAACAGCGUUUCUUUACAAGAGCCCAUGAGUCGAAUGAAAACGCGACAAAGACGAGCUAUGAGGUGGCAACGCUGAUCGCGAAGCACUGCAAACCUUUUACUGAGGGUGAAUUUGUGAAAGACUGCAUGAUGAAAAUCGUGCAGAACAUUUGUCCUGAAAAGAAGCAAGAGUUUACCAAUGUUUGCCUGGCUCGUAGCACUGUGGUACGGCGAAUUGAAGACAUUUCAUCGGAUAUUAAGAGACAAUUUGAGGCAAAAGUAGUGGAGUUUGACUUUUUUUCGCUAGCCUGCGACGAAAGCACGGACGCAUCUGAUACUGCCCAGUUACUGAUUUUUUUGAGAGGAGUGGACAGUGAAAUGAAUGUGAGGGAAGAGCUACCUGAUCUUUGCAGCCUAAAGAGCCAAACAAGGGGAACAGAUUUAUUUGUUUCACUUUGUUCUGCCGUAGAUGACAUGAAACUAUCGUGGAAUAAAGUAACUGGGAUUAUUACGGACGGUGCACCUGCCAUGGCUGGCGAGCGAAGUGGAUUAGCAACCCUCGUCUGUAACAAAGUCAGCGAAGAAGGAGGAAAAGCUAUAAAACUCCACUGCAUUAUUCACCAACAGGUUCUCUGUGCCAAACAUCUCAAAUAUGAUCACGUUAUGAAACCAGUGGUAAAAACUAUUAAUUACAUUCGCUCCAAAGCCCUGUGCCACCGCCAGUUUCAGCAGUUUAUGAUUGACAUCCAGGCCGAAUACGGAGAUGUUUUGUAUCACAGCGACGUAAGAUGGCUCAGUCGGGGGUCUGCGCUGCAGCGCUUCUACUCUCUUAAGGAGGAAAUCGGACAAUUCUUGACAGAAAAGGGACAACCAAUGGCAGAAUUAUCCGAUCCCGUUUUGCAGGCUGAUUUUGGAUUUUUAGUUGAUAUAAUACGACACUUGAACACGCUUAACACAAAUCUUCAAGGGCAAAAUGCAAUGGGGGCCAUGGUGUGGAUGAACAGUCUGUGUAAUAAAGUGAUCCGGCCCAUUGAUGGUUCCUGCUGCCAGAACACGCCCCCGCUCACUUUUCUCCAGAAGAUGUUGCUGUGUGUGUUUGUAGUUGCGACCCUAGUUUUCUUGCUGUUGAACUUUCUGAGGAAAUUGCCCCAUCGGCGACCCAUGGUCCCUGACCUGGAGAGUUUAGAGGAGAAGAAGCCAGGGGCCGAGGCAGUGUGUGGGGCCCUGUGCAGAAUGGGACUCAUCAUGGUCUACUUCUACCUGUGUGACAGAGCAGAUGUGUUUAUGAAGGAACAGAAAUCCUACAGUCACUCUGCCUUCUUCGUCCCUUUGAUCAUUGUCUUUGUGCUGGGAUUGUUCUGCAGUGAGAGCACCAAAGAGAGCCGUGUGCUGAACAGGGAGCAGACAGAUGAGUGGAAGGGCUGGAUGCAGUUGGUCAUUCUCAUCUAUCAUAUUUCAGGAGCCAGUGCUUUCAUUCCAGUCUACAUGCAUGUGCGUGUGCUGGUGGCAGCCUAUCUCUUCCAAACAGGUUAUGGACACUUCUCCUUCUUCUGGCUCAAAGGGGACUUUGGCCUGUACAGAGUGUGCCAGGUGCUAUUCCGCCUCAACUUCCUGGUGCUGGUGUUGUGUGCGGUGAUGGACAGGCCAUACCAGUUCUAUUACUUCGUUCCUCUGGUGACGUUCUGGUUUAUGAUCAUCUACAUUGUUCUGGCCAUGUGGCCUCAGAUUGUGCAGAAGAAAGUCAGCAUCAGUGCCCUGUGGUACUUGGGAAUCCUGCUCAAGUUAGUGGGCCUCGUGCUGCUCAUUUGCCUCUUUGCCUAUUCACAGGGCGUGUUUGAGAUCACUUUCACAUCGUGGCCACUUUCGAAGUUGUUUGAACUCAAUGGCAACAUCCAGGAGUGGUGGUUCCGCUGGAGACUGGAUCGGUUUGCCGUGGUACAUGGGAUGGUGUUUGCUUUCCUCUAUCUGCUCCUUCAGAAGAAACAGGUGCUGUCGGAGACCAGAGGAGAAGCUCUGUUCUCAGCCAAAGUCUCCCUGCCCCUGCUGCUCCUGUCUGGACUCUGUUUCAUUACAUACUCAGUCUGGGCCAGCAACUGCCAAACCAAAGAGCAGUGCAACGAGAUUCACCCCUACAUCUCUGUGCUCCCGAUUCUGGCCUUCAUUCUCAUCAGGAACAUUCCUGGCUUUGCUCGCUCUGUCUACAGCUCCUUUUUUGCCUGGUUUGGGAAAAUCUCUUUGGAGCUGUUCAUCUGUCAGUACCACAUCUUUCUGGCAGCAGACACCAAGGGCAUCUUAGUGCUCAUCCCGAGAAACCCGUCCCUCAACAUCCUGGUCAGUAGCUUCAUCUUUGUGUGUGUGGCUCAUGAGAUCUCCCUCAUCACCAAACUCCUGGCCCAACUGUGUUCGAAAAAGCGGUCAGACGACUUUGGACUUCUGCGUCCACCAGUGACAGAGCGAGGAGGAAACGGUGACGAGCGUGAACCAGAGCGAGGAGGAAAUGGAGACGCAAACAAGGACCAGAGCGAGGAGCAAACGGAGACGCAGGCGAGGACCGGAGCGAGGAGGAAACGGAGACAAGCAAGGACCAGACUGAGGACCAGAGCGAGAAGGUAA
Molecule: messenger RNA, 3564 nt
Organism: Boleophthalmus pectinirostris (great blue-spotted mudskipper)
Lineage: Eukaryota; Metazoa; Chordata; Actinopteri; Gobiiformes; Gobiidae
Product: N-acetylneuraminate 9-O-acetyltransferase-like
Exons: 20
Coding region: 61-3564 (1167 amino acids)
Source: RefSeq, a predicted model, not a curated record